Messenger RNA from Strongylus vulgaris, 525 nucleotides. The record is from the annotation of a GenBank genome assembly. Lineage: Eukaryota; Metazoa; Nematoda; Chromadorea; Rhabditida; Strongylidae.
AUGAAUUUGGAGCAACAUCUUUGGAAGCAAGCUUUCUAUAAACCAAUCGAAGUUUUUAAGACAGUAGUAAACUCACCAAAGGAAAAUACUAGAACGUUUCGAGGUCUUCUAUUAGCAUUACUUAACAAGGGAAUCGCUUUUUACGAACGUCUUCUUGAAUUAUACAAGAAAGAGUUGAAUGUGGAUCUGGACAAAGCAAUGCUGAUACCAUCUCUACUUCACGAAAAUGACUUCUGGGAUGUCUCAGAACAUUCGGGUGCGGUUGAGAAUGGAGCAAGCAAGCAGAAAGUGGCUAUAAAAUCCUGCUCACGACAUUUGAUUUCUAUGGGAGAUUUGAAGCGAUAUAAAGCACUUGUCGAAGGAAGCGAAGACUACACAGACGCAGGACUGGCCUUUGAUAAGGUGCUGGGUCAAGUAUUUGGCUGGAGAGAAGUUGAUUUUUCAACAAACAAAGGCUUAGUUCGUGUAGAUGUACCGUAUAUAGAUUUUGGGUAUUUUCUGUUCUGUCUAAGUCCGCUUAGCUAG